Messenger RNA from Trifolium pratense (red clover), 2590 nucleotides. Its product is annotated as probable inactive poly [ADP-ribose] polymerase SRO1. The transcript has 8 exons. Bases 527 to 2251 code for a protein of 574 amino acids. Gene Ontology annotation, molecular function: NAD+ poly-ADP-ribosyltransferase activity. The record is from RefSeq and is a predicted model, not a curated record. Lineage: Eukaryota; Viridiplantae; Streptophyta; Magnoliopsida; Fabales; Fabaceae.
UCCAAUAAAAUGAACCUGUGACGAAAAUGCACCCACGUGGCAGGUAAGAUUACGAAACCCUAAGAAGAAUCUUCAUCGAUAGGUUGCUUGGAAAAGAGGAAAACAGUGUGAAUGACUCCUCACGAAAUCGCCACCAAUAAAAACCCCACCGUCCUAAUCCCUUCUCUCUCAGGCGCCGUCUUUCUCGAACCUUUUCUCCGCCGCCUCAUCCACCUAGGGUUUCUCGUUUCUUAUUCCUAUUCAUAAACCUCAUCCUGAAAUUGAAAUUGAAAUUCUAAUUGAUGAGAAAAAACCUAUAAUAACAAAAAUCGAGAGGAAUAGGAAUAUAGGUGUUUUCAGAGAAAAGAAUGUACAGUGUGAACGGUAAACGCAGUGCUUGGGAGUUCCAAAUAUUCUUGAUGUCAUUGUCCUCACCGUCACUGGCACACUCUAUUUAAAUCCGGCCAAGGCCUAGAAUUCUAUCUGACUGCUGCAUCUGAGAUUUUAUAUUUGAACGUGUUUAAAGAUAUUGAUCUAGUAGAGAAAAAUGGAAGCAAACAACGAAAAGGCAUUGGGUAGGGCUGUGCUCAAUCUGAAGCGUAAGCGUGCUUCUCGAUAUAAUACAUGUCCAGAUGGAGCUCUGCGUUCAGUGUUACCUCAAUGGACAUCACUAAUAUCACAAAGAAACAAGGUUGUUAAACGGAUGAGAUUGAACAGGUACAAAAGCAAGCCGACGAACUCAGAGAUUACUUUUGGGCAGUCGUUGGUUAGGUAUUAUAUGAAUUAUAAGAAGAGCGGACGCCCAGAACGUUUGAUGGUCUAUCAAAAUGGCGGAUGGAAGGACUUUCCUCAGGUCGUUGUUGACUUGGUUAGGAAAGAUUUUGAUGCAAAGAAAGCAGCUGCAGAGGUGGAGUUAAAUGGCGAUCAUCUUGUGCUGAAUUUUUUGCACAUGUAUCAGAUGAAUUUGAAAACUGGUUUGCAGCAACCUAUUGCUUGGAUUGAUGAGACAGGGUGCUGCUUUUUCCCCGAAAUUUAUGCCACUUCUGAUGAAGGGCCUUAUGAUCUCUGCAAUCAGGACAGGGGAAAAGGUCAUGAAUAUCCUAAUGAAUCUAAUGAAAUUAAAUUACAUUUAGAAAUUGAAAUAAAUGGAGUGAAUGAAUCCAAGUUGGGGGAGUGCAGUGGUGAGUCCAAUGUUAUAGUUAAGCAUAUUGAAAUCGAUGCUAAACAAGCCUGCAAUCAAAAUGAUUUAGAAAUUGAAGAUAGCAGUAAUGAAAUGGGAAAUGUUGGUGAGGCCAUUGAGCAAAAUAAUGAUAUAGGUUUUAAUGCUUAUAAUGAAGCUGUAUAUGGAAAGUUAGAUUUGGAUACUGUACAGAAGAUGUUUCUUAAGGGAAUUGGUAGUUUUGUUAGUGCUGACAUAGUUGAGAUUUACCCCUUCUCAAGUACAUUAAUGCAAUCACGAUUUGAGCUUUUUGAGAAGCAAGCUGAAAUUACAAAAAAUUGUCGUGGGGAUGCUAAUGUUCGAUAUGCUUGGCUUGCUUCUUCUAAAGGAGAACUAUCUACUAUGAUGAAGUGUGGGCUUGGUCAUUGUGGACUAUCUGCAUCUAAAUGCACACAUGGCACAGGUGUUCAUCUUGCAGCUGCUACUUGUCCCUUUGCCAGUGCUAGAUACUGUGAUGUUGACGAAAAUGGGGUUCGACACUUGGUCUUUUGCCGUGUAAUUAUGGGGAAUAUGGAGCUUCUCCGUCUUGGCACUAGACAGUUUCGUCCCAGUAAUAGUGACUUUGAUAGUGGGGUGGAUGACAUCCACAAUCCAAGAUACUAUAUAGUAUGGAAUAUGAAUACGAACACCCACAUCUAUCCAGAAUUUGUUGUUAGUUUCAAGGUCUCUUCUAAUGCUGAAGGCCUUUUGGGAAGUGAGAAUAAGAAAAAUAUUUUGGAGGUUAAUUCAGCUAGCCAUGGUCCUAAAAUCUUGCCUCGCUCUGCGUCUUCGACAGUAGACUCCGGAACAGCAACUAGUUUGCCUAAAGCUCCAACAUCCCCUUGGAUGUCUUUUCCUAUGCUUUUUGAUGCUAUUAGAGACAAGGUUCUUGCCGAGGAUAUGGAAGUUAUCAAUAUGCAUUAUCUGGACUUCAAGUCAAAAAAGAUGACUCGUGUUGAUCUUGUGAAGAAGUUGAAGGAUAUUGUGGGAGAUGCUCUCUUGAGAGAUGCAAUAUCUGGUCAUCAUCGCAAGAUACCAUCCCAAUCAUCUUGCGUGGUCAAAAUGGAAUCCUGAGGCUACCUCAUUAUGUAUGGGGAGGUCAACUUUACUCUUCAAACUUUGCCGACUUAACUUGGAUGGAACACUCUGCACCAGCCAAAAUGAACAUGUGAAUAUUGUUAAGUUCUUGGGAUAACUGUGCUUUUAAAUUUUCUUUUGAUUGCUUCCUAUUUUCGUCAUGGAACAUACUUGCUUUUAGAACUUCUUUUGAGUUUACUUUGAACAAUCUUUGAUCAGAUGCACCGUCAAGCACAAUAUAGUUUAAACCUAAACGUUGGAUUUUAUUUUAUCAUAAAACUGUAUUUGGAUUGUCCUUAUUGUUUUUUACACUUCAAAUUGAGCUGUCUUUUCGCA